AUGGCCGCGGGCGCGGGCGGGUGUCGCCUCAGAGUCGCAGGCGGUGAAAACAAAGACGCAGGCGGCGAUCCCGACACAAUGCGGGUAGCGGAACGGGGUCGGACGGGUUCGUGCUGGCGACGCCUGCAUUUGAACGGGACCGAGCCCGCCGCCCGAGCCCCGUGGCCAGAGAGCGUGCUGACCGACUCCCACGCGCGCGAGCGCGCCCCGCGACCCUGUGAGCCCGCGCAAGCAGCGGCAAGUGGCAGCAGCGCGCACGGGUGUUGGCGCGCGCCGGGCGACAGCAGGCGGUGGCGUCGAGGGUGGCGGAGACGCGUCUUCUCGACUGGAUUUCCUGUCUUCGCGGCGGCCAGCGAAGCCGGCGCGCGCGGAAAUACGGCGCGCACGGAAGGGCUUUGUGCGGUGCGCUGGCGGAUCGCUAGCGGAUAUAACAGCUCGGUCGGUGUCGAGAGGAACGAGGGCGGGACCGGCUCCGGCUUUCGUGCCGACAGAGCUCGCGACGAUAAGCACUGCCCGAAGGCGCAGCUGAUGAUGCUUGACGGCAUCUUGAGACAAGCCCUAACCCUGCUCUUGGUUGCCUUGCGAACCUUGAAAAGCGCUUGGGAGGCAGCACGGCCCGGGGCCACCUGCAAGCAGAAUGUGGUCAGCCCGAGCUGGAACCAACACGAAUGA
Messenger RNA from Epithele typhae, 672 nucleotides. RefSeq lists its product as uncharacterized. The transcript has 2 exons. The record is from RefSeq and is a predicted model, not a curated record. Bases 1 to 672 code for a protein of 223 amino acids. NCBI's taxonomy places the organism in Eukaryota, Fungi, Basidiomycota, Agaricomycetes, Polyporales, Epitheliaceae.